Molecule: messenger RNA, 965 nt
Organism: Linum trigynum
Lineage: Eukaryota; Viridiplantae; Streptophyta; Magnoliopsida; Malpighiales; Linaceae
Source: the annotation of a GenBank genome assembly
AGGCAGGUUGGCUUCUCUCACUAAAAUCUCUCUAAGCACUUAUCUCUCCAAAUUCGACACUGACUUGAGCGUUGGAGUGCUAACGGGCAUCCCAAAACCCUUUAGGCGCCUGUCUCUGCAGGAUCUAGGUGCCCCUGGAGAAGUUCAUCAGUCGAAGGUCCGGAGAGGUGGGCCCGGAGGGUACUUGGCUCAAACAAUUGGCGCGCCAGGAAGGGGGCGCAUGGAAAACAUGAACGAAGCAAAUGAGGGGGAGGAUAAUUCAAAAUCGGGGAACUCAAAUCACGAGAAGGGCGAGCGUCAGCGGAGUCAUGAGUUGAGCAUGGACGUGGAGGAGCAAGAGAGCCCUGGGCGCCUGUUAGCGGAUGAGGGGGAAUCCUUGACGAAGAGAGAGUUAUUCCGAAUCAUAGCUGACCAAGAUCGGGCCAUAGCGGCGCUCAGGAGGGAGUUGGAGGGGUGAUAUUCGGCUUUAAUAUAUCGGAUUCUUGGACUUUAUGUGAUUAUCCGUGGUAUGUUUUAGCCGAUUGGUGCUAUUUUAGGGCUCGCUAACCCGAGAAUGGUUGAAAAACCAUUAUUGCCUAGUGCCAUGAGUUUGAUAUGAUACAGGUGGAGAAAGCACGAAAAAGGAACGAGUGCACAAGCAAUAAAUCGGGCUCGAAUUACUUGUGGACUACUCACUUGGGCUCAAGGCCCAGAGGAACUGGACAAAGGCUGAGGACGGGAACCAAAUUCUAUUUUUGGGCCUGAAAUUCUUAAUUUUGGGCGGAUCUAGGCUGGCAAUUUUUUGGUGGGCGGUGGAAUUAUUGUGAGAAGGGGGAACGAAAUUGCUUUUGGGUGGAGGUUUUGGAUUUGGAAGGAGAGUCCAGGGAAGAGAGAAUAAAAAGAAAGGGACAGAGGCAAUUGAAUUCGGGGGGGGGGGGGGGAGAAUUCUCUUGGAGAAAGGAACGGAAUUAAAGCGAAGGCGACAG